UUGAUUUCUAUUUUGACAACGUUGGUGGUAAAAUGCUUGAGGCUGUUCUUAAUCAUGUUAACCAAGGAGCUUGUAUUUCACUUUGUGGGAUGAUAUCCGAGUACAACAAGGUUUGGACAGAGAGAGAAGGAGUUCGAAACCUAUUGAAUGUUGUGGGUAAAGAAGUUACAAUGCAAGGGUUUAUGGUUGGUUCCUACGUUAAUUAUUUUGAAGAUUUCAGAAAGGAGAUGGAAGUAUAUUUGAAAGAGGGCAAAGUAAAAUGCAAGCACAAAAUCUACAAUGGUAUUGAGAGCUUUUUGGAGAGUUUAACAUCUCUAUUUUCUAGUUCUAAUGUUGGGAAAGUAAUUCUUCAAGUGACUCCAUAAACUACUACCCAUGUCGCAUAUAAUCAGAGGUGGAUUCAGGAAUUUAACGUAAUGGGAGCAUCGAUAUUCUGCUCAAUUAAUGCCCGCUAAAAACUUUUAGUAUUAUUAAAGUAACCAUUUUCAAGGUAUAUGAAUAUACAUAUACAAGAUUUCUAUCAAAGUUUACGGGUGUCAGUAACCCCUCAAUGUUAUACAUAAGACCGCCUCCGUAUAUAUUCCCUACUUUCCAAUGGAAUAAACAAGCAAAAAUGCUAUAUAAAACACUAUGCUUAUUAACUAUUUUUGUCCUUUUUAUGAAAAUGUA
This is a messenger RNA of Nicotiana tabacum (common tobacco), 669 nucleotides long. Its product is annotated as 2-alkenal reductase (NADP(+)-dependent)-like. NCBI's taxonomy places the organism in Eukaryota, Viridiplantae, Streptophyta, Magnoliopsida, Solanales, Solanaceae. Gene Ontology annotation, molecular function: 2-alkenal reductase [NAD(P)H] activity. The record is from RefSeq and is a predicted model, not a curated record.